AUGGCUGGGCCAAAGGAUCUCCCACGACAACAACCACCGCCCGUGGCACUUUUCUCUGACAGUUCUGCCGUACAAAUAAGAGCACUAACUUCCAAAGCUGGCCUCUGCAAGGCAUCGAAUCCGAUCACGCAUUCCGACAUGUACACACGCACCCAGCACUAUGUCAGCACGAGCACAGGACAUCAGCAAUCCAACCGCGCUGGCGGGUCGAAUGAGGGCAGUACCCAUUGGAUGAAGAUGAGAGCCAGAAAGCUGCAAGACCAGGCUGCAGCCAAGCAAACAAAUCUAUUCGACGGUGUGGUCGUCUACAUCAAUGGCUACACGGGCUCACUCAUCACCAAUCAAGAACUGAUCCGGCUUUUGCAGCUGCACGGAGCCAUCGUAUCAUAUACACCAUCAUCCAAAGUAACGCACACUAUCAGCACGAUGUGCCUUUCGGGAAAGAAAACACAGAAAGAGCUGAAGCGUAAAGUUCUGAAGAGAGUCGCAAAGCUCGUCACUCCAGCAUGGGUGCUGGACAGUAUCGAGCGUGAGAGAAGGCAGCCUGAGAGGAAAUAUGCUGUCUUUGAGGAUAACACGCAAGGGGACUUACAAAGCUUAUGGGCCAAGAAGUGA
Tilletiaria anomala UBC 951 is the source of this 615-nucleotide messenger RNA. RefSeq lists its product as uncharacterized. The coding region runs from base 1 to 615 and encodes 204 amino acids. Gene Ontology annotation, biological process: error-prone translesion synthesis; error-free translesion synthesis. Gene Ontology annotation, molecular function: deoxycytidyl transferase activity; DNA-directed DNA polymerase activity. The record is from RefSeq and is a predicted model, not a curated record. NCBI's taxonomy places the organism in Eukaryota, Fungi, Basidiomycota, Exobasidiomycetes, Georgefischeriales, Tilletiariaceae. Gene Ontology annotation, cellular component: nucleus. The transcript is spliced from 2 exons.